Molecule: messenger RNA, 2107 nt
Organism: Magnolia sinica
Lineage: Eukaryota; Viridiplantae; Streptophyta; Magnoliopsida; Magnoliales; Magnoliaceae
Product: protein STAR1-like
Exons: 4
Coding region: 94-879 (261 amino acids)
Biological process (GO): phosphate ion transmembrane transport
Cellular component (GO): membrane
Molecular function (GO): ATP binding; phosphate transmembrane transporter activity; ATP hydrolysis activity
Source: RefSeq, a predicted model, not a curated record
ACGUGUUACCCGGUUAACACCUGAACCGCUCCCUAUAAAAUUCCGAGUUUUGCAUGCAUAUUCAUCCUUCGGCAGAAUCAAAUCUUAUCAACCAUGGGAUCUGUUUCAGACGAGAGCAAGCAGCAUUUACUCUUGGAUAUCGGUGACGAGAAAUCGGUGACGGAACCGAAAUUUCGGAUCCGAAAUCUGACAAAACGGACCGAAACUGGGGACCCGAUUCUUAAAGGGGUCUGUCUCGACAUUCGGAAGGGUAUGAUCGUGGGAAUAAUCGGGCCGAGCGGCGGCGGGAAAUCGACGUUGCUGAGGGCCUUGAACCGGCUGUGGGAACCGGAUGCCGGUUCGAUCUUUCUCGACGGGGAGGAUGUAUGUGAGCUGGAUGUAUUGCAGCUCCGGCGCAGAGUAGGGAUGCUCUUUCAAAUGCCCGUUCUUUUCGAAGGAACCGUAGCAGACAACUUACGGUACGGACCGCAGCUGCAGGGCCAGAAGCUAACGGACGCCGAGGUGUCGACGCUGCUAACCUGCGCCGACCUCGAUCCGUCCUUUGCCGCAAGAAACGGCAACGACCUUUCGGUGGGCCAAGCACAGAGAGUGGCCCUAGCAAGGACCCUUGCCAACGAACCCGAGGUGCUGUUAUUGGAUGAGCCAACGAGCGCUCUUGAUCCGAUCUCAACGCAGCAUGUAGAGGACACGAUCGUGCGGCUCAAGAAAACUCAUGGGCUGACAACCAUCAUGGUCUCUCACAGCAUCAAGCAGAUAAAGCGAAUCGCUGACUUGGCGUGCCUCGUCGUCGAGGGCCAGGUUGUGGACAUUUUAGAACCGAAGGAUCUCUCGCGGGCCCAGCAUCCUAUGGCUCAGAUGUUCCUUGAAUUCAGCUCUUAAUCUUCCCAUUGCCUGAAUACAGAAUAACUGUGUGAUGUGACGUUCCAGGCCAAUGCAAAAUUGCAGUGUUUUAAGUGAUCUGGAGUGUCCAUCUAGUGGGCCCCACUGUAAUUGGGCCCAUCACAAAAGGGCGAAUAGAUCCAAUAAUUGCAACAAGGUUUUUUGCUCAUGAAAUGUGGACCAUUGUUUGGCUACUCAAAUGAGGCCUUCUGUAGCAAAAAUGGUGUCUGGCCCACCCGUGGGUCAAAUAAGGGCCCACCAAGAAUCAUCACUUUCAAAGGAUGAAGAGUUAUGAUCCAACUAAAACAUACUAUAAAUAGUAAAAACGAAAUUAAAAUGGAUUUUUGACCAUCGAUCUGAUGGAAUCUUGCAAAUUCGGAGUGGACAACCCGGCAUAACGGGUCAGGCCCAGGUGAGUCAGCCCGAGCCUGACCUGUUUACUGAAUAGGCAACAGUGGCCCAACCUGACCCCAUUUAAAAAUGAGCAAUACCCACUUAAAAUUGGACCCGAUCAUGCCGGAAUUAUCAAUGAGCUAUAUAGAUGGGUCAGGUUGGGUAGGGUUCAAUUGAAGCUUGACCCAUUCACUAAAACGGGCCACAUAUUUAACCUGAGCCCUAAGCACUACCCAUUUAGCUUGCCGCGAACCCAAUGCGGGUCAGGCCAGUUGACCAGUGAUGUAGAGUGGGUCGCGGACAUUCUCAUGUCCAAGAUGGACUAGAGAAGGCCCGAUCGGAGGCGGAAGUGAUUAGGACCGUCAGAACUCUAAAAUAGGCAUAUCUCGCAAACCGGAAUGAGUUAUUCGACCGACCAAUUUUGAGGUAGGAGAAGUUACUUUAGCCACCCAACCUGCCAUACCUGGUUGUCCACACGGAAUAUGCAAGAUUCCAUCAGAUCGGUGGUUGAAAAUCCAUUUUAAUUUAGUUUUUUCUAUUUAUAAUAUGUUUUAGUUCGAUCAUAACUCUUUGUCCUUUAAGUUGCCGUAGUUGUGCCCAAUAUGAAAAGGGCUUAGAAAAUUUAGAAGAAUAACGUGGUUAGGCCAAAUAGGACACUACUUUUGGCCAAAAACCAUGAAGUCUAGUAGGAAUCACGGCUAUUCAUGGUAAGUCAUGAAUUUCAUGGAGUUUGACUUUGACUUUGAUUCUGAAAUUUGUUCGGUUUGAUAUCACUAUUUAAUGGAUUGUAAAUUUGUUUUUAUCAUCUAUCAAGUAAUUUUUGAAUUUCUUAUAA